Molecule: messenger RNA, 756 nt
Organism: Lepus europaeus (European hare)
Lineage: Eukaryota; Metazoa; Chordata; Mammalia; Lagomorpha; Leporidae
Product: N-alpha-acetyltransferase 35, NatC auxiliary subunit-like
Exons: 8
Coding region: 238-756 (172 amino acids)
Biological process (GO): N-terminal peptidyl-methionine acetylation
Cellular component (GO): NatC complex
Source: RefSeq, a predicted model, not a curated record
GGCUGGUUCGAGCGGGGAGGGGGCGUCGUCGUCGUUAUUUCCGUGGUCCGGACGGUGCGUGCCGGCGCGGGUGGCCACGGGAGAAGGAGGUGUCAUUUUGAUGAAAGCGUCUGUCGAUGAAGAUGAUUCAGGCUGGGAACUCCGCAUCCCCGAAAAGAUGGAGAAGAGCAACACGAGCUGGGUGGACGUAACUCAGGACUUUGAAGAAGCUUGUCGAGAUUUGGUCUUUUUGAAGCCAUGUCUGCUAUUGAAAUGAUGGAUCCCAAGAUGGAUGCUGGCAUGAUUGGAAACCAAGUCAAUCGAAAAGUUCUCAAUUUUGAACCAGUUAUCAAGGAUGGCACAAUUAAAAUCAAAGAUCUUACCUUGCCUGAAUUGAUAGGGAUAAUGGAUACCUGUUUUUGCUGCUUGAUAACCUGGUUAGAAGGCCAUUCCUUGGCACAGACAGUAUUUACAUGCCUUUACAUUCAUAAUCCAGACUUUACAGAAGAUCCUGCCAUGAAAGCUUUUGCCCUGGGAAUCUUGAAAAUCUGUGAUAGUGCAAGGGAAAAAGUAAAUAAAGCUGCUGCUUUUGCAGAGGAAGAUUUUCAGUCAAUGACUUACGGAUUUAAAAUGGCUAGAAGUGUGACAGAUCUUCGAGUUACAGGCAUGCUAAAAGAUGUGGAGGAUGACAUGCAAAGAAGAAGUACUCAAAGUCGACAAGGAGAAGAAAGAGAUCCAGAAGUUGAACUAGAAGUAAUUGAACUUAUUUUCUGGUAG